This is a messenger RNA of Oxyura jamaicensis (ruddy duck), 1616 nucleotides long. RefSeq names its product cholinergic receptor nicotinic beta 2 subunit (gene CHRNB2). Gene Ontology annotation, molecular function: acetylcholine-gated monoatomic cation-selective channel activity; transmembrane signaling receptor activity. Gene Ontology annotation, cellular component: postsynaptic membrane; synapse; neuron projection. The record is from RefSeq and is a predicted model, not a curated record. NCBI's taxonomy places the organism in Eukaryota, Metazoa, Chordata, Aves, Anseriformes, Anatidae. The transcript is spliced from 6 exons. Gene Ontology annotation, biological process: chemical synaptic transmission; regulation of membrane potential; signal transduction. Bases 137 to 1450 code for a protein of 437 amino acids.
CCUCGCCGCCCUCCCCGCAGGCAGCCUGGGCACGGACACGGAGGAGCGUUUGGUCGAGUACCUGCUGGACCCGGCGCGCUACAACAAGCUGAUCCGCCCGGCCACCAACGGCUCGCAGCUGGUCACCGUGCAGCUCAUGGUGUCGCUGGCGCAGCUCAUCAGCGUGCACGAGCGGGAGCAGAUCAUGACCACCAACGUGUGGCUGACGCAGGAAUGGGAGGACUACCGCCUCACCUGGAAGCCGGAGGACUUCGACAACAUGAAGAAGGUUCGCCUGCCCUCCAAGCACAUCUGGCUGCCUGACGUGGUGCUCUACAACAACGCCGACGGGAUGUACGAGGUGUCCUUCUACUCCAACGCGGUGAUCUCCUACGACGGCAGCAUCUUCUGGCUGCCGCCCGCCAUCUACAAAAGCGCCUGCAAGAUCGAGGUGAAGCACUUCCCCUUCGACCAGCAGAACUGCACCAUGAAGUUCCGCUCCUGGACCUACGACCGCACUGAGAUCGACCUGGUGCUGAAGAGCGAGGUGGCCAGCCUCGACGACUUCACGCCCAGCGGCGAGUGGGACAUCGUGGCGCUGCCGGGGCGGCGCAACGAGAACCCCGAUGACUCCACCUACGUGGACAUCACCUACGACUUCAUCAUCCGGCGCAAGCCGCUCUUCUACACCAUCAACCUCAUCAUCCCCUGCAUCCUCAUCACCUCCCUGGCCAUCCUCGUCUUCUACCUCCCGUCCGACUGCGGCGAGAAGAUGACGCUCUGCAUCUCCGUCCUGCUCGCCCUCACCGUCUUCCUGCUGCUCAUCUCCAAGAUCGUGCCGCCCACCUCGCUGGAUGUGCCGCUGGUGGGCAAGUACCUCAUGUUCACCAUGGUACUGGUGACCUUCUCCAUCGUCACCAGCGUCUGCGUGCUCAACGUGCACCACCGCUCGCCCACCACGCACACCAUGCCGCCCUGGGUGCGCACCCUCUUCCUUCACAAGCUCCCGGCGCUGCUCUUCAUGAAGCAGCCGCGGCAGAACUGCGCGCGGCAGCGCCUGCGCCAGCGCCGGCACACCCAGGAGCGCGCCACCGCCACGCUCUUCCUCCGGGCCAGCGCCCACGCCUGCGCCUGCUACGCCAACCCCGGAGCCGCCAAGGCCGAGGGGCUCAACGGCUACCGGGAGCGGCAGGGGCAGGCGCCGCCCCCCCCGGCCCCCUGCGGCUGCGGGUUGGAGGAGGCAGUGGAGGGCGUGCGCUUCAUCGCCGACCACAUGCGCAGCGAGGACGAUGACCAGAGCGUGAGCGAAGACUGGAAGUACGUGGCCAUGGUCAUCGACCGCCUCUUCUUGUGGAUCUUUGUCUUCGUCUGCGUCUUCGGCACCGUCGGCAUGUUCCUCCAGCCCCUCUUCCAGAACUACGCCACCAACUCCCUGCUGCAGCUCGGCCAGGGCACCCCCACCUCCAAAUAGUGCCGGGGGCCGCCCGCCCUCCCCGCCAGCCCCCAAGUGCCGGGGACAGCGGGGGACCCUGGGCUCACUGCCCGCGCCCCACAGCAGAGCCAGGCGGGCAGGUCCUGGGGCUGGGCGCUGGGCUCCAGGCAGCCGCUGCAAACUAAUAAAUACUCACACAGGAGGG